Molecule: messenger RNA, 3636 nt
Organism: Colletotrichum truncatum
Lineage: Eukaryota; Fungi; Ascomycota; Sordariomycetes; Glomerellales; Glomerellaceae
Source: RefSeq, a predicted model, not a curated record
AUGUCGGGCCUGGAGCCGGAACCAGAACGCAGCAAUGGGCCCGGCACUUCAUCCGGGCCCUCGGCGCUGGACGACGCGCUGCGAUCUGAACUUUACGCGGCCAUUGAAGCUGUUUACGCGUCUCCUCCCCGCUUUGGACCGCAACCCGAUCUCAAACCCCGUCCUGCCACGACAACCCGCGAUCCCGCUCAUGCGCCAUACCAUUCUGUACCGCGGAUGUCUAAUGGGAGUGCCUGUGGCCGACUUGCUAGACACAUGGAAACGUGGAAGUCGAGGCUCAAUGCUUACGAUCCGCGUCAUCAGCGGGCCUUUUACCACCUCCACCCGCCGGAAAACAGUGAUGACUUGGAAAGCCUCGUUAUGGGCCAAAGCAUGUCCGCCGCUGAUUCUGAGCUUGUCCAACAUCUCCGUUUUUCGUGCCCAAAAUCCGGCUUCGAAGUCUUUCUUGUCGUCUUGGAAUAUACUGGCAUUACCUACCAGUUCAAUGCUUGGGUACCUCGCCAGCAAGCGAGGGGUCAGUCCAUUCAAGGGCAGCUUGGUGAAGACGGCUACUGGAAGACGUAUCAACACGUGCAGCACUCCCCCCAUAUCCACCAGGUCAGAAACUUAUCAGGGGCGAUAAUGGCCGAGGAGAUCGACUGCAGAGAGGACGACGUGCUGGAUAAAAGGAAUGUUGCUUGGGAGCGCGCUCGGCGUGGUAUUUUCUCCUGGCAGGGACGGUCUGAACAGCGAGCUUUUGAAGAAGAAUGGCAAGCUCGCAGGAACAACCCUAACUGGCGUGAGAUGAUUGUACCUGGAACGCGCGUUGAUCUCGGCAAGUAUUAUGCACCAGCCAUCAUGAUAGUGCCCCUGGAAACUCAGUUGCAUUUUAUAAAUCUCGCGGGAAAGCCGCCGCCCGUCAUCAACGUCUGGCGGUACCUUUUGCAGCAAUGCGAGAGAUCUUUCGACGUGCUAACCAUGUUUGAUAAAUAUGUGCCGCCAGGAACACAAUACUUAAAACCCGACAAGCAGGAAACCUAUACCAAAGCUUUAAAAGCCCUCUGCAACUACGCCUUCCCGGGAGGAGACGAUGCUGUAGCUGAGACCAACAUUCUCAGCAUGUGGAUACAGAAUCGGAAGGCAUGGGCGGAAGCCAUCGAUUCUGAAUUGUUGGGCGACUUGAUGAUGACGUCCUUGAUAUUCGAUGACGAUGAGUUUUUUGAACACCUUGCCACAUGUGUCCCUUUUCACCCGGUCAUCAAUUACAUAUGGUUAAGUCGAAAAAGGGGCACAUACGUUUACCCCGUGGGGCUUGCACACAAAGCAUAUCUACAUCUAUCACAACGAGUGAACAAGUCCGGUACGGGGGAUAGACUGUGCCGCUUGGCCUUUCAGGACGUCAACUUCUUGCAAAUUGCGAAUGACAUCAGUACGAUACCCAUGUUGCGCGAUGACGGCGAAGCAAUCGACAUCUCCCGAGAACUUGUUCAGGCGGCCGUGACCGCUCGGUUGGAAACACCUCUUUCGGCAAACCAUGGCCGUGCCAUAGUGGAGCUCUUGAGGCUAUGCGGAAACUUUCAAAGCUGGAGUGAAAUAGUGGAUUCAGCCAUCGAUCAGCCCCGGGAGUUAUGGAGGCACACUCAGUUUAUCCUCGGCCUACUAAACAGGCUUUUGGAAGUAACGGUGCGGGAGAACCUACCACUUGACCAAGUAAUAGCAUUCUACCGAAAAUUUGAAAAGCUCGUCAUCACAACCGAUUCGACAGGUCAAGUUGGCAGCCUUGUCAGUAAUGCGUUGAAAGACCAGAGUUCCGAGGCACAAAUCGCAAGACAGGCCUGGUGCGAACCUGAGCCGACGAUCGACUACCUCGAAAACAAGGAUGUACCGCCGCCGACCAGUUUUGCCGUGCUCGCCGGUCUCUUUAGAAGUCUUGAUCAACUAGGUCUUCGCGAGGAAACCGCUAAUCUUGUGGAGCACAUAAUUGCACGCCAAGAUGAAAUCAAGCCCAUCCACAUGGCAACGUUAUGGCUACCGUGUCUCAGGGCCCUUCAGGAUCUCGUAGACCCCGAGACUUCGGCAUAUCAGAAGCUCUUCCAGGCUAUUUUCGAGCGAUAUGAGAAUACGGUGUUUGAAGAUGUUUCGGGCUCUUUUGAAGAUGCUCCAGAGCACAUUCCGCCCAUGGCACCAUGCUGCGACGACUGCAAAUAUCUCGACGCCUUUCUCGAGCAACCUAACUGGAAGAGGUUUCACGUGGUGAAACCAAGAACAGUGAUUGACCAUAUCCAGGAUCAGCUUCGCAGCCAAAAGAAGGCUGUUGAGGUGAACAUUUUUGGCAAGAACGAGCAGGCAUUGACCAUGCAGCUUAACAAGGUCUCAAUGGUAAACAAACAACUUCAAAAGGCACAGGAGUUGCGGAAGCAGGAGGCUACAAGAAUUGCCCAACAGUUCGACCCUGAGGGGCUACUGCCUUUCCUCGGCGACAAGGGGGACAUCUUGUGGAGGCUCGGGAAUGCAGAGUCGCAAGAGAAUGCUCCAGGGAAGACCCCAUCAAAACCAUCUAACACAUCUGCUGGCUCUGCGGUGACACCCAAGAAGGAUCCCAGCGAUUCCACCGUCAAAAAAGAAGCGGCGUCAAGCAUCGACUAUUCUACAAACAGAGUCACACCGAAGACCGAGUCUCCAAGCAAACGGCAUGCGGUUAAAACUGAAGCCACGAUUUUGACUUCUUCCGAGCGCCCCGUUGAUGGAAACCAUACUCACGAUAUGCCCGGGUCAGUCAAGAAGGAGGCGAUACCGAGCAGCAGCCAAGCACAGCCCAGAGCUACUGGGGUGUCUACGAGAGAUCGACUCAAAAGCCUUCAACCACCCAGACGGAACUCUACACCCAAGUUCAACGACUAUUCAAGCGUGCCAAAGGACAGGACUGACCGAACUCAUGGCAACUUCCUGAGUUCGGCGGGAGGACCUGAGAGCAGCAGCUCGAAGACGUUGGAGCCUGCCACCAGACGGGACCCGCUCGCGUCUUUCGGGGGUAUCCGAAGCAGAGGACCUGUGCGCACGGGUACACAGACCGCUGGCUCAGCAAAAGGACAUACGGCGCCAACUAUGAAGGGAUUCGGACUUUCGGGCAGAACCAACGCCACCCCGGGGCCGUCAACGACUUCAACGCAGCUGGGUUUCACGCCUGGAGUAUCGAGCACUCGGCCUCAUCCUACGAGCAAUUACAACACUUCGUCGACCAGCACCGAGUCGCCGCGUACCACGGGGCAAGGUGGCUUAUCCAUUUUCGAUGCGGAACGAGCGAAGGGCGCACGAUCGUCAGGUUCAGCUCCUGGGUCACAGGGGGCGUCCGGAAAUGCGGCGCCAGAGACAUGGCCAUCGGCGAGAGACAAGGAGAACACGCACCACAUCGGGCUGAGCAAGCCCGUUUCCGGGCGGUUGAGCAUGACUCCGAGCUCGGAAGUCCUGGCGGCGCGGUCACCUAACGUGAGGCCGGUCAACAGGUCUUCGGCAUUGACGGCAGGGAGCAAGAGGAAGGCGGAAGACGAUGCGAUCAUUGAUCUUUGCGGCAGUAGCCCCGAGUUGGGGCCGAGCAAGCGGGUAAGGAGGACCGCUGUAUUUGAUGCACCCGACGACGACGACCCUUUUGCAGAUUAA